UUGCUUUUCUUCAAGUUCGUAGCAAAAUAGUUCUGCAAUGACUAUCUCUGCUUCAUCCCUUGCCCCCAGAACCUGUCCCUACGCCCCACUUCCUCUUCCUGCUCCUCAAUUUUCCUUCCAUUUGAUCCACCUUCCUUCAAAACGGCCUCCCACCCAAUAAGAGCUCUGAGAGAGUGGCAAGAGCACGAGGAGGCAGUGAAGCGCAAGGACCUUACCAGAGCUCUCAGGUUCUUGAAAUCAAUUGAGAAAAACAAUGGUGAUCCAGUUGAGGAGAAGCUCAAACAUGGUUCUUUGUCUAUUGAAUCGCCUCGGCCCCAACUCGGAGAGCUGGAGUUUGUUGGUGGGUUAGAGAGGGAUUGGGAGGUCUUGGAUACUUAUUUGAGUGCUAGUGAUAUGAGACUUGUGGGUAUUGCUUAUGGGUUUCUAAAGGACCGAGGGUUCUUGCCCAAUUUUGGAAGGUUCAGUGGUAUAGUUUUUAACCUUUCUCCAAAAAAGUGGGGUUCUUCUGGAAUCUCAAGCAUUGCAUUGGUUGCCCUUCUGGGUUGAGUCUCUUAUCUGCUUUUUCAAGGGAUUCAUAUCAGGCCUAACCUUGCUGCCAGACUGCACCUAGCCUUUUUGGACUCUAUCUUCCUAAGGGGCACAUGUUUAGCUUUAAUCUCAAGUUACUGGCCUCUGUAUAGGCAGCGGAUUCUAGUUCAUGAAGCAGGCUACCCCCUUGUUGGUAUGCAAUACUUGCGUUGUUCACUUUAAUGUUAUUAUGGUUUUUUUUAGUAAAAAAUCUGAAAUAUGAAUCCCUACAUUUGGACACUUUUUGCAUGGUCAUUUCUGCAUGUUUAGCAGUGGCAAAAAGGCUGAUGUUCUCUUUGGUGCCUUCUGGUUCUUCGACAAUGAUCUUGGCAUAUGACAUUGGCUUACGAGCAUAACUAAUGUUCUUUUGCUAAUUUAUUUGCAGUGCAACCCAUAACUUAUGGUUUGCCCAAUUCAUGGAGUGAUUUUGGAUCCAAUUGCUGCAAUGCAGAUGGGCAUCCAAGGGCAGGUAGUGAUUAUGAAUUUUUUUUAAUUACAUUUUUCUCUAAGUAUUUUUGUGAAGUAAAUCAAUCUGCAUGAUGUAUGCUGUUUGAUUCUUAAGCAAUAUAAUCUCUUGUUGACAACUUUAGUUUAUGGAAGUUAUUAAGGCCCAGACCCAGCAUUUGUCUACUGGCUGGAACUCAGUUUUGGGAUGAGAAAAUGAGUAAUGAGCUGGCUGAAGGACGAUUGAGUGGCUCUACCUUUGACAGGUUGGUGUCACUAGGUGGUGUCUCUGAUGUUUGAUGCUGCCUAAAGAUUUAGAUAUUCUUGCCUUAAAUGCAAGUUUAGCAUCCAAAUUAUAUUUAUUUCAUUUACUAUUUGAAAAAUUGGUAGAGUUACAGAUUGUUAUUCAUCAUGUCUUCGACGGUCAGUUUUCAGAUAUACUGACUUCAAACUCUAAGAAAGUUUCCCUGACCUA
Messenger RNA from Rubroshorea leprosula, 1486 nucleotides. The record is from the annotation of a GenBank genome assembly. Lineage: Eukaryota; Viridiplantae; Streptophyta; Magnoliopsida; Malvales; Dipterocarpaceae.